Besnoitia besnoiti is the source of this 2667-nucleotide messenger RNA. RefSeq lists its product as uncharacterized. Lineage: Eukaryota; Apicomplexa; Conoidasida; Eucoccidiorida; Sarcocystidae. The transcript has 2 exons. Gene Ontology annotation, cellular component: membrane. Gene Ontology annotation, molecular function: N-acetylgalactosaminide beta-1,3-galactosyltransferase activity. The coding region runs from base 1 to 2667 and encodes 888 amino acids. The record is from RefSeq and is a predicted model, not a curated record.
AUGGCGCCGGUGGAGUUCAGCUCUCGGGGAGCCUCCUGGCUCUCGCGGUUCCUCUGGCUGGUGCUUGCUCUGCCGUGUACUCCGUCACUCGAUGGGAAGUGCGAGGUGGCUGACGGUGACUUGCCCAAGCCCGCGACUCUUCAGCGCGUGAUGGAUCCCCUCCCAUUUCUACAGAGUAAGACUCUCUUCCUCAUUGCCAAUGAACCCGUCCUCGAGAGCCACGUGGUCAGCAACCUUCUACACAACCUUCUCUACACGUUGCAAGUUCCAAACGGACACGUUCAGCUUCUCGAUGAGAUUCUCCUGUCGGAGCACGGAAAAUCCAGCUAUGCCGCCCUGCUGCCGUGGCUGCGGAGUGUCCACCAGGCGCUGCCCCCUGAAAUCGAGUUUAUCUGGCUGGGCACAGCAUACAGUCGCAUUGUCGGACCCUCCUUGGAAAAGCUGAUGACUCUCCUCGCGGACGAGGCGAAAGCGAGCGGCGAGGCAGCGCCGACAAGCAGUCAGUGGUAUCCGCACGGUCUCUGCAUUGGAUUCGGGUUGAGAGACCAAGUGUUGUCCAUCGCACACCACUUUUACCACGACGAAGCGUUUCUGUAUCCGUUUUUGGAUGCGGGGCUUCUCAUGGAUCGGCGCUUCUUGACGUUCCUGGAUCAGACGAUCGAAGAAGAAGGCAAGAAACUGUCGGCGCGCAUCGAGAUCGACCCGCUUCACGAACUGUUCAAGUUCCUCUAUGAAACCCGCGGCUUCCUCGUGCAGCACUCUCCGCUAUUCUGUCCGGCUUCGCCGAUUCCCCGCGAUUUCGAUCGCGCAGAAGACAUCUAUCCACCCCCGCAUCAGAGACUACGGCCUUCAGAACAGGGCCUGCGCGGCAAUGAUGAAGAGCAAGACGCGGGAGGCGCGCACAAGCAGGGCACCGCGAAAGGCAUGGCGGGCAGCAGAAGGAGCCCCGUAGUUUCGCGGGCGGAGAAGAACGAAAUCGAAGGGUGCGUGUCGUUCGCCGUCGGAUGCAGACACUCCCCGAUCCUCUCACACCAGUUUUUCGAUAGGCUGCUUGCAUUCGAGCAGGAUCUUCUCGACCGCAAGGAGGCCUUGGUGGAGCAGUACCCCAUCGACGCGGACGCGGAUGAGAACAGCGAACUGCGAGCCAAAGAGGAGGUCCUCCUGAAGGAGCGCCCGGUCUUCAUUGCUGAGCCAGAAGACGUCCUCAUCGCUGUCAAGACGCACCCGAAGAACCACACGACGCGUGUCCCGCUCCUGAAGAAGCUCUGGGCUGCGCCCGACGUCGUCCUGGAAAUGGCUCAGCGGCGCGCGAAGGCCGGGAGGCACUCGCACCCGUUUGAAGCCGCGGUCGCGGAGCGUGAGCACGCGAGUCUCGAGCAGCACAUGCGCAACAUCGCGAUUGAGUUCUACUCCGAGGAAGCUGAAGACAGCAGCGCGGCCGCGUCUCCUGCAGACAUGGUCACUGUCCAGGUGUCGUCCCCUGGAGAGAAGAGGGCGCUGUGCGAGAAGCUCCGCGCGAUUCUGAAGCACUUUUACGAGCGCCACCCCACGCGCAGGUUCCUUGUGAUCGUCGAUGAUGACACGCUUGUGAACGUCCGCCAUCUGCUCGAUGCGAUUUCGAUGACGCUGCACCCGCCAGUUCCAGCGCGCGCGUACUUCCGGGAGGCGCUGUCUGACCAAAACGGCAUUCGCCGAGCGCAUGCCCCGUACCGGGCGCUCGCCAGCGAUAUUGAAGCGUUCCUGAGUGACUGGGAAGCCAGGCACGCGGUGGAGGAGUCGCGGGCGGAUGCGUCCAGCGGACAGGAAGGCAGUGCAGGAGGGCCGCAGACGGGCAAGUCAGACAGCGAGAAGAAAUCCGAAACUUCUAGAAAUGACAGUCCCGCGCCGCCUUCGCUGUCGUUCAUUUCGAAGGCGUAUGUGAAGGGUCACGCGGCAGGCGAGGCUGGCAGCGGCGGCGGCCAGAAAAGUCUUUCGCGCGUGGUAGAUCGCGUCUCCCCGCUGUAUCUGGGGCAGCGGUAUUCAUUCGGGCACACGGACAGUGGGCAUUCUGGCGGACGUGGAUACGACUACAUUACCAUGGGCGGCGGCGUGGUUCUAGAUCGCGAGGCUGUUCAGGCGAUUUUGGAGUGCGAAACGUGUCAGUGCCCGUCCGAGGGCGCCGCGGACGACAUGAUUUUGGGGUUGUGGAUGCACCAGCUGAAGAUUCCUGCACUGCACAGCCGUUGGUUCCACCAGGAGCGACCUGCCGACUAUCACCCUGAACACGUUCGAGCGACUACGCCCGUGAGUUUCCAUCGGAUGGAAAAAGAAGAGGCUGCGACGAAGAAGCUCUUCGACAAGUUUGUGGACAUUGGCGAUGGGAUGAACCUGGGCGCUGAAGACCUGGAUGACUUCGACGCCGUUGACUGGAUCGACCUGGACUGGCAGCAAAUCGAGGACGUGCUGUGGAGUGACCACGACGGCGGCGACGACCUCGACGAUGAAAACGAUGACGAGCUCAGUCUCCAUUCAAUCGUGAAACGGGUCGUGGAAGAGGGGAAAAGACAGGGAAAACAGAAUAUGUCGCCCGCCGACAUAGCAGAUCACAUUGAAAAGGAAGUCAAGGAAGACGAGGAACGACGAAAUGGCGACGACGAGGAUUGGAGUUGGCUCCAUGAUGAGUUGUGA